This is a messenger RNA of Postia placenta MAD-698-R-SB12, 2557 nucleotides long. RefSeq lists its product as hypothetical. The record is from RefSeq and is a predicted model, not a curated record. Gene Ontology annotation, cellular component: mitochondrion; cytosol. Gene Ontology annotation, biological process: tricarboxylic acid cycle. Lineage: Eukaryota; Fungi; Basidiomycota; Agaricomycetes; Polyporales; Adustoporiaceae. Bases 59 to 2359 code for a protein of 766 amino acids. The transcript has 9 exons. Gene Ontology annotation, molecular function: aconitate hydratase activity; 4 iron, 4 sulfur cluster binding.
CAACCUUUCCUCUCGCACAGCGCAUGCCUGGCGGUCGCUCCAGCGGCUGGCCGCCGGCAUGGCCACCGUUGCAGAACCCAACAUUGGCGCAACCAAGGUCCCUAUGUCGCUCCUUGAGCCUAGUGCAUACAUCAACUACCAGCGCAUCGAGGAUAACCUCGCAAUUGUUCGCGAGAGGCUGAAGCGGCCUCUGACCAUGUCAGAGAAGAUUGUGUACGGUCACCUGGAUGACCCACACAACCAGGAGCUCGUGCGAGGAAAGAGUUAUCUCAAGCUUCGCCCUGACCGAGUUGCGUGCCAGGACGCUACGGCUCAGAUGGCGAUUCUCCAGUUCAUGUCUGCUGGCAUGGACACCGCUGCCGUCCCGACCACUGUGCACUGUGACCACUUGAUUGAGGCCCAGAUUGGUGGACCGAAGGAUCUGGAGCGGGCGGUGAACACUAACAGGGAAGUGUACGACUUCUUGGCUACGGCAACUGCCAAGUAUGGUCUCGGUUUCUGGCGACCUGGCUCUGGUAUCAUUCACCAAAUUAUCCUCGAGAACUACGCCUUCCCCGGCGGUCUCAUGAUCGGUACGGACUCGCACACACCUAACGCUGGAGGUCUCGGCAUGGUUGCUUGUGGUGUUGGUGGUGCUGACGCUGUCGACGUCAUGGCCGGUCUCCCAUGGGAGCUUAAGUGCCCCAAGGUCAUUGGUGUUAACCUCACUGGCAAGAUCGGCGGCUGGACGACGCCCAAGGAUGUUAUCCUGAAGGUUGCGGGUAUCCUCACGGUCAAGGGCGGUACUGGUGCUAUCGUCGAGUACAAGGGUCCUGGUGUCGAAUCGCUCUCGUGCACGGGUAUGGCUACGAUUUGCAACAUGGGCGCUGAAAUUGGUGCAACGACUUCGAUCUUCCCCUUCAACCACCGUAUGGUCGACUACCUGAACGCGACGAAGCGUGGUGAUAUCGCCAAGUACGCUCAGAGCUUCGCGCAUAACCUGCAGGCCGACAAGGAUGCCGACUACGACCAGCACAUCGAGAUUAACCUGUCCGAGCUUGAGCCCCACAUCAACGGUCCCUUCACCCCCGACUUGGCUACCCCUAUCUCGAAGUUCAAGGAGGAGGUCGCGAAGAACGGCUGGCCCGCAGAGCUGAAGGUUGCGCUUAUUGGUUCUUGCACGAACUCAUCAUAUGAGGACAUGUCACGCGCUGCGUCUAUCUGCCGUGAGGCUGCGUCGCAUGGUCUGCAGACAAAGAGCAAGUUUACGGUCACCCCUGGUUCGGAGCAGGUUCGUGCGACGAUUGAGCGCGACGGCCAGAUCGGUGCUUUCGAGGAGGUCGGCGGUCUUUUGCUCGCCAACGCUUGCGGCCCGUGCAUUGGUCAGUGGGAUCGCCGUGACGUCAAGAAGGGCGAUGCCAACUCCAUCAUCACCUCUUACAACCGUAACUUCACCGGCCGUAACGACGCGAACCCUGCUACCCACGCAUUCGUCGCGUCGCCCGACAUCGUCACUGCGAUGGCGUUUGCUGGUGAUCUCGGCUUCAACCCUCUGACUGACUCGCUCACUGGUGCUGACGGCAAGCCGUUCAAGUUCAGCGACCCCUCCGGCCACGAGCUGCCUCCUACCGGCUACGACCCCGGCCAGAAUACCUACCAGGCUCCUCCCGCGGACCGUGCCAGCGUCCAGGUUGCAGUCAGCCCCACGAGCGACCGUCUCCAGCUGCUGAAGCCCUUCGCGCCAUGGGACGGUAAGACCCCGACGGACCUCCCCAUCCUCAUCAAGGUCAAGGGCAAGUGCACGACUGACCACAUUUCGGCUGGUGGCCCGUGGCUCAAGUACCGUGGCCACCUGGAGAACAUCUCCCAAAACUGCUUGAUUGGUGCGAUCAACGCGGAGAACGGCGAGGCGAACAAGGUCAAGAACCAGAUCAACGGCGAGUGGGGCGGUGUCCCGCAGACGGGUGCAUGGUACCGCGACAACGGCAUCAAGUGGGUCGUCAUCGGCGACCACAACUACGGUGAGGGCUCGUCGCGUGAGCACGCUGCCCUCGAGCCGCGCUUCCUCGGCGGUCUCGCUGUCAUCACCCGCUCGUUCGCGCGUAUCCACGAGACGAACCUCAAGAAGCAGGGCAUGCUCGCGCUGACGUUCGUGGACCCCGAGGACUACGAGAAGAUCCAGCCGAGCGACCGCGUCGACAUUGUCGGCCUCGAGAGCUUCCAGGAGGGCAAGAACCUGACGCUUGUGGUCAAGCACCAGGACGGCUCAAAGGAGGAGAUCGCGCUCGCGCACAGCUUCAAUGCCGGCCAGAUCGAGUGGUUCAAGGCGGGUUCCGCGCUCAACCUGAUGGCCGCGAAGGCGAAAUCAGGGCAACAGUAGACGAGGAGGCGCAUGGACGCUCUGUAGAUGCAGGGGACUGUCACCUUACCUUACUGUGUAGUUUUACGUUUGCGCGUGCAGCUGUGACGACCGCUUUGCGUUCUUUAUUGUUUUCCGUGCCAUCUCCCUCCACAUGUCGUCUCUUCUGGCUCCAUCACGAUGUAAUGAGCUAGAGCAAUCAAAAUCAUUCACGACUGC